Molecule: messenger RNA, 1188 nt
Organism: Anastrepha obliqua
Lineage: Eukaryota; Metazoa; Arthropoda; Insecta; Diptera; Tephritidae
Exons: 1
Coding region: 1-1188 (395 amino acids)
Biological process (GO): DNA integration
Molecular function (GO): nucleic acid binding
Source: RefSeq, a predicted model, not a curated record
AUGACGUCACAUCGGUUGCAACGCUGGGCCAUAACGCUCAUGUCAUAUAAGUACGAUGUCAAAUAUCGCAAAACUACUGAAAAUGGAAAUGCUGACGCGCUAUCACGACUACCGCUAGGGCCUGAUGGAGAAUUCGACAAACAAGAAGCCUGUUUAAACGUUAAAACAAUUAAUACGCCGAUAGAUCCAGACGUUAUUUUAAAGCACGCCGGGAAAGAUGCCAUUCUACGCCGAGUUACAGCCUUUGUAAAAAAUGGGUGGCCAGAAAAGCUACCUCCUCAAGACUCUGAUCUUCGUUCAUUUUUCAAUAGGAAAAAUUCUUUGACAAUAAUUAACAAUCUUCUAUGUUUUCAAGCGGAACAUACCCGUGUAGUUAUUCCAGCAUCUUUGAAACAACAAGUUCUUCAAUUACUUCAUGAUGGUCACUGGGGUACAUCCAGGAUGAAACAAUUAGCCAGACAACACGUAUGCUGGGUGGACAUCGACAACGAUAUUGCCAAGCUCGCUGCAAAGUGCGACAUAUGCAAAGCUGUAAACCCUGCUCCAGCACGAGAAUACGAAGGUUGGCCUGAACCAAACCAUCCAUGGGAAAGGGUCCACGUCGACUUUGCAGGCCCGUUUUUCGGUUCUAUGUGGCUCAUUUGUGUGGAUGCAUUCUCGCAAUUUCCAUUCAUUGCUCAACUGACGACUACAACUACAGCUGAUACAAUUUCUGCGCUAGCUGCAAUUUUCGCUAUCGAAGGAAUUCCAAACACUCUCGUAAGUGACAACGGUCUACAGCUCACAUCAGAGGAGUUUAAGAUUUUCUGCGCUCAUCUGGGUAUUAAGCACUUAACUAGCGCACCGUUCCAUCCGGCAUCUAACGAUCUUGCUGAAAGAUUUGUUAGGACGUUCAAAUCCGCCGUGAAGAAAAACGUUGACGACGGACUACAGCUAAGAGCAGCUGUAACAAAGUACCUAUCGACAUAUCGUUCCAUGCCUAACGCUGAGGGAAAAUCGCCUGCCGAAAUUCUACAUGGCAGACCGGUACGAACUUUGUUAAGCCAGAUUUUCGAGACAUCGACGGUAAAAACAAAAGAUGGAGCACGCAAAAGCAAGUUCUGCAUAAACGAACCGAUCUUCGCUCGAAACUACGCUAAAGGGGAAAAGUGGUUACAAGGCAACUCGGAAAAAUGCUCUACGUCGUGA